Penicillium lagena is the source of this 3063-nucleotide messenger RNA. RefSeq names its product formin-mediated actin nucleation enhancer. The transcript is spliced from 2 exons. Gene Ontology annotation, molecular function: cytoskeletal regulatory protein binding. Gene Ontology annotation, biological process: establishment of cell polarity. Gene Ontology annotation, cellular component: cell tip; cytoplasm. The record is from RefSeq and is a predicted model, not a curated record. Bases 1 to 3063 code for a protein of 1020 amino acids. Lineage: Eukaryota; Fungi; Ascomycota; Eurotiomycetes; Eurotiales; Aspergillaceae.
AUGCAGUCGCCGUCUGGCUCGAGGUCUCAGCGACCUUAUCCCGGAGAUCCUCCUCUGAGCCCUCCCCCCCAGUACCCGCUGUCGGGCAGCGACCCUGCGAUGGCCUCCCAGUCUGGCCGCAGCUCAUCGGCCUCGGCCCGACCAGGGUCCAGCAAGAGUGCACCCGAUAAACAAAUCUCCCAGAUCGAAAAGAGCGUGACACAUCUUCUAGUAGCCACGAAACAACUCCUGGAGACGCUGACGCAAUGGUCUCGAAAACAAGCCUCGGAGAACGACGUGUCCGAUGUAUAUGUGCGUCUGGGAUAUGAAUUCAACCUGGCCUGUCGGGCCUUCAAUGCUAUCAGCGUCGACACCUCGGAUCUAGGCCCCGUGCCAGACCUCCUACGAACGAUCCUAGAAGACACCCUCAGCCAGGAUGCAUCGCCGCAGAGCCUGGAUCGUUACCUCCCGCGAAUUCGUGACAUAAUUGUCAAUCUACUGCAAGGGUUGAAGAAGAAACAGGCACGGCUACGGUCACGACAACAACGAGAAGAAGGCAGACCCGCGCCGGGACGACACGCCAGUGCCGGACACUUGGAUGGGCCCCCCAACAUGGGACAGCUGUACGAUGAAACAGCCGCCUCCGUUAUGCCGCCUGCGGCUGCGCAGUCUCCGAGACGGUCGGCUAAGCGAUACGGCAGCAAUGGGUCUUUGGACGACCAGCACGCUAUGUCUCGAGCUUCACCAGGGCCUUCACCAGCGCCCGUCUCAGGCGAUGGUGGGGGAGGGAGCUUUUCUGAGCGGGAAGCAUCGCGGCGGGAGACGCAACAGCUGCUCACGCAAAGCUCUCCGACGGAAAUUGUGGACUCGGCUCUCACUCCUCGCGGCGCAGUGGCUGCUCCCAAUACGCCUGCAGGCUUCCCGGCGCCUCCACCACCGCCGAAACAGGACGAUGCCCUUGGUGCUCUACAAAGGAGUGGAGAGCUGGAGCGACGUGCGUCUCGUCGCUUCUCUGCAUAUCAGAUCCAGAAGCACCUUGGUCCCUCCACCAACGGCGUCCCAGUUCUCCCGACUCAGAGUUCCCCUAUUCCGAACCGUGGCCGGGAUGUUCGCGAGUCUUUGAACGCAGUUCGCCUGCGGGGAUCAUAUACGCAUACGAGACAACAGUCUUCCAUUGCUUCCAAGAGCGGAGCGGCACAGGCGGCCGCGAGUAUCCCAGAUCCAGUGGUAGAAGAGCAAAGCAAGGUUGCUACCGAGCCCCCAUCGGCCACACAGCAAGAACCAGCUCCCGAACUCUCUGGCGACCAAUCUACUGCAGUGGAGCAGGAUAACGCUAAAGAUACUACCGUCCAGACGCCACAGCUAGACUUUCCACAGCCUCCAACGGCACCGGCACCCCUUGGGGACGUCGAGUCAGGAAAGCCCAAGACUCCAGCUGUGGAGGCGGUGCCGGAGCCAGAAACGCCCAAGCCAGACCGCCUCGAGCUAUCUACGAAUAUUUCUACGCCUCAGCCAGUCACUCAAUUUGUGAAUGAGCAGCCCUCUCCUGGAAAGGAGUUAACUCUCUUCUUGCAGUACAAAAGCAAAAUCAAGAAGUAUGUCAUUCCAGAAGGCGCUGCAGAGCUCACUAUUGGGCGGCUGCAGUUGGCUUUCAUUGAGAAAUUCGCAUGGAACACACACAACAACGGGGCAGACUUGCCUGAGAUUUACAUCCAAGAUCCGAUUUCGGGAAUUCGACAUGAGCUAGAAGACUUGAGCGAUGUCAAAGACCGCUCAGUGCUCGUUCUAAAUGUCGACACCCUAGACGAGGUCAAGAAACAUUUUGAUGACGGCUUUGGCAGCAUGCGGCUCCUGUUUGAGGGCGUCAAAGAGGCUCUUGCCGGGCAAGGGACCGUCAUUCAACGCGUCUCGGACCGGCAGCUUGAAGCGGCGAAAGAAAUGGCUCGCUUGUCCGUCGCACCCCCCGUUUCGGUCUCGGCCCCUCCCGCACUCGGUGACAGUCGGAAAGCUCCAAUCGCAGGAAGCGGCAGUCAGGUUGCAGAACUUCAGAGCCUGCGUCGCGAUCUUGCUGUCCUGCGGCAGACUUAUUCCAAUUUCACGUCUGACAUUACGAGCUCAAUGAGUGACGUGCGGGCCAAGGCAAGCAAGGUCAAGUCUUCUGCCGAGGAGGCUGCGAUUCCGACGUUCGAAGGUGAUGCCGGUCGGGCCCGAGUCAAUACAGGCAAAAAGGAGCUUGCCAAGGAGUCGGAGCGGCUUGUCGCUCGUGUGGACGAUCUCCAAGAUCUCGUGGAGGAUCUCCGCAAGGAUGUUGUCACAAGAGGCGUGCGGCCCUUGCCCAGACAAUUGGAAGGUGUCAGCCGAGAUGUCAGUAAUGUCAUGAAGGAGAUCAAGAAGAUGCAAGACUUCCUGAGCCGUGAGAAGCCCAUCUGGACCAAAAUCUGGGAGAAGGAACUACAGAUGGUCUGCGAGGAACGAGAUCAACUUACCAUGCAAGAGGACCUUGCCGCCGACUUGCAGGACGACCUCGAGAAAGCAGCCCAAACAUUUGCUUUGGUGGAGCAGGCCACCAAAGAGCAGGCGCAGAGCAACGUCAGUAGCGGCGCUGGCACCCCCGGCGCACGUUCCGCCUCCCGAACUCUGGGAAUCGAUCCGACGAUUGACCCCAUGAAAGCCAAAGACGGCGUCCUCGGCGAGGUCCGCGCUCUGCAGCCUAACCAUGAGAGCCGAGUGGAGGCUAUCGAGCGAGCAGAAAAGGCGCGGAAGAAGGAACUUGAGAGUCGGCGAAUCGGCCUCUUCCAGAAAGAACUAGGGAAUUUUGUCCAAGAGGGCAAGCUGAAGAAGAGCGGCGGCGUCGAAGAGGCGGAACGACUGCGCAACGCCAAGGAUGACCGCAUUCGCAAGGAAGUCUGGGAGAGGCAGCAGGGUAUCAAUGCCAAGAUGGAGGCUGCCGAAGCGGCAGCCCAAGCAGAACAGAAAUCCGAAGGACAGGAUGAGACAACCAGCUCAGGAGAAGCAGAAACCGCAUCCGAAGGCUCUCCGAGUCACAAGAACGAAGAGUCGCCAUCUUCCGACAAGCCUGAGUAG